GGCGUUUUGUGUCAGGCAGCGAAAAUCACUUUCAGUUCUUCGAGUCGUUCGGUUCUAUCCGGUAGUUCCUGGUGUUGUGUGGUCGUGGUGUGGUUAGUCAUCUCCGCAAUUCCAUUCUCGUUGUGCGCCGCCGUUCCGUCGUGUGUUCUUUCCACGGGAAAAAGCAAAAAGAGGAAAAUCCACUCCAGUCCAGUCCCCGUCUUUACUAGAGCGACAAGCGAGCGGAAAUUUUUGCUUCGUUCCGUGCAAAGGGCGAUAACACUCUUCUUUUAUUCCACAACCUCAAUCUCGCGGCGAUUCGGUUCAAAGUUUUCGGAAGUGCUGAUCCGGAUUUUUUUUCACUAGUGGAGUUCGAGGUCACACGGCAUCGGAUAGCUUUCCAGCGCUUGCUUUUCCGCCCCAGCUUCUCUCGCAUCAAUCGCCCAUGUGCAAUUUAGUGGUGACCUUUGCGGCCAAUCAGGAAGAAUAAAUCGGAACCCAAUUUGCUUCUCGAUUCGUGGCAAUUCUGUCAUCGACGGGUGGUGGCGUUAAUUUAAUAUUGGCGAUAGUGGCAACUAAGCUGGGAGGUUUCAUUUCCCAGGGAAAAGCGGAAUACGUGCGAAGGAAACCUUGUGUAAUUGUUUCCUGAUAAGUCGUGCGAUCUCUUGGAGUUUCCGAAGAAGCGAGAUCCGGAAUCAACCUUCGGUGGAUAAGUGGGAAGAAAUCAGUGUGACUCAUCCCAGGUUUUCCAGUUCAAGUUUGGCAGCAAAUCGUCCAAAACCGAGCAGCAGCGACAAUGUUGAUCAAAGAGUUUCGAGUGACGUUGCCCCUAACGGUAGAAGAGUAUCAAGUUGCACAGCUCUACUCAGUGGCGGAGGUGUCGAAAAAUGAAACCGGAGGCGGCGAGGGAAUAGAAGUGCUCAAAAAUGAACCCUUCAACAACUACCCACUGCUGGGAGGCAAAUACUCAUCCGGUCAGUACACCUACAAAAUCUAUCACCUGGCCUCGAAGGUUCCCGCCUUCAUCCGACUGCUAGCGCCCAAGGGAUCGCUGGAAGUGCACGAGGAAGCCUGGAAUGCAUACCCCUACUGCCGGACAGUCAUUACCAAUCCCGGCUACAUGAAGGAAAAUUUCAUCAUCUGUAUCGAAUCACUGCACGUCGCCGAUGGCGGCGAUCAGAACAAUGCUCAUGAGCUGCCGCCAGAGAAGCUGAAACAGCGCGAGGUGGUACACAUUGACAUUGCCAACGAUCCAGUGACUGCCGCUGACUACAAAGAAAGCGAAGACCCUACCAAAUUUAAAUCGGUGAAAACCGGCCGAGGACCGCUGGUCGGCCCGGACUGGAAGAAGAAGGUUCAGCCGGUGAUGACCUGCUACAAGCUAGUCACCUGCGAGUUCAAGUGGUUCGGACUGCAGUCGAGAAUAGAGAACUUCAUCCAGAAAUCAGAGCGAAGACUGUUCACGAUUUUCCACCGACAAGUAUUUUGCUGGAUGGACAGCUGGCACGGGCUCACCAUGGAGGACAUCCGUGAACUGGAGGACAAGACCAAAGAGGAACUGGACAAACAGCGUCACGUCGGCGAAGUGCGCGGAAUGCGCGCUGAAACAGACUAAGCCGUCUUCUAGCGUGUUUUGGGAAAGCGUCGUUUAAGAAUGGUCCUGGUUACUUGGCAUAAACAAUGGGAAUGGGAAAGGAAAUACAAUUGGAUACCGGAUAUUAUAAUCGACAGUUUAACAGUUGUCUUGGAAAAUACAAAAUAUAAUAACAAAAAAUCUACCAUGUGGCUGACUCGUAAGCGGAAAACAACAGUAAUUAUACAAUGAAUGAAACAAUUACAACUAUAGCAACAGAGGUACACACAUACUGGUAUAGUCACACCUACAGCAGGUGCACUACACAUACACAUAAGAUAGGCAGAAGCAGGAAUCCAUAUAGACACUCGGAAAAACACACAAACACAUACUUAACAACAGAAGAAUAACACAAACACACGAAAAAGCAACUUAUUAGGCAUCAAUAUAGAAAGCGUGGAUGAAGUUUAGAACAGAUGCAAAAGAAGUUAUAUUUAAGAUAAACGCAAAAAGCACGUAGCGAGUAGUGGAGAUGGAUGCAAACGUUUAAACAAACAAAACAUAUUUAAAUCCUUCUGGUGAUGAAGCAAAACAACAAACUAAAACUGAAAACACCUAUAAGUAGGAUAUAAACAGUCUUUAGAGCAAUGAAGAAGGAUCCAGAGUAUAUUCCUAGUUUACGCGAGAGAAAGCACUGUUUGAGUUGAGUUGAGAAUGGAGAACUCAGUCCAUGCUGGAUUUAGUCAAAUUUGUUUUAGAAAUGCAACUAAUUUAACACAAAUCGCGCCCAUGAUAAAUCGUUCCCUCGUGUUUUUAUCUUGACAUAUUUAGUUCACAUAUACAUACAUACACACUAACUCCACAGACAACCACACCCGCACCUACGCCCAUAAGUUUUGAUUAGUUCGAGUUUUGUUUCUUGAUUUUAACGCGAAAGUCUUAUAUUUAACGACAGUAAUGUAGCAUACUAGCGACAGGCCUCGCACUGUCCAACAGCACGGCAUGCGUGAGUAACCAGAGCGAUGAUAAGCAAGUGCGUGUGUUUGCGAUGAGCUAUUGUACAGCAGGUCCAAUCGUAUGAUGAUGAUGAUGGCGGUGUGUUCCAUCGGAUGAGUUGCGCGCGCGUGCGUUUUAGGUUCAGUUCUCUUUUACUAGUAGGGCAAAGUUAACUAAGCAGACAACAAAUUCUUUCCAUUAACAUUACUUGCGGUUGAAUCAGCCAAAGGAGACAGAAGCAAAGCAGAGCCGCGACAGAGACGACGAACGGAUCCCCAUUAGCUUAGAUAAGGAAAAAAACAAUAGUGGCAGCAUGGCUGCUGGCGGGGCAUUCGUUUCGUGUGAGUUACUGUCGUCUGUUUCCAUUUCUGUAUGAUAUGUUCUUUCCCCGGACAGAAGAUUGGAAGACAAAAGCAUGCUGUUCUAGAAAUUAGAUUUGGUUCCAAUGAACUUGGUAAAUGUUAUUAAAUUAAAAUUGGAAUUCGAGGAAAAUGA
Aedes aegypti (yellow fever mosquito) is the source of this 3043-nucleotide messenger RNA. It is a transcript of the gene vib, whose product is annotated as phosphatidylinositol transfer protein alpha isoform. The coding region runs from base 776 to 1594 and encodes 272 amino acids. The record is from RefSeq and is a predicted model, not a curated record. Gene Ontology annotation, biological process: phospholipid transport. Gene Ontology annotation, cellular component: cytoplasm. NCBI's taxonomy places the organism in Eukaryota, Metazoa, Arthropoda, Insecta, Diptera, Culicidae. The transcript has 8 exons. Gene Ontology annotation, molecular function: phosphatidylinositol transfer activity; phosphatidylcholine binding; phosphatidylinositol binding.